AUGAUCGUCUGUCGUGUCUGGAUUGUCCUCGGAACCCCGACUUCAUCCCAGGAAGCUUGGCACCCUCCACUUCAGUUAAACCAUCCCUGUACCAUACCUCGACACAUCACCCCCUGCCCGGCAUCGUAUCGUACCGCACCACACCACACCACACCACAACCCGUUCGUCCUCGUGGACCGGGUCGAGAACGCCUUUGCCGACUUUGUCGACUCCCACAACCACGGUCUCGGGCAAAUUCAACCACCUUCGUUGACCGCUUCUUCCAACUCGAAGAAGAGCUCGGCUGUCUCAUUGACCCUGUUGGUUUUCUAGCACGGCUUCCAACGCCCAUCCUCGAUUCCAUCAACCUCAGCUGCGACUCGAAACACGUUACUUCAGGCAUAUCGCCGUCCUUCUGCGUCUUCUCCCUCUACACUACACACCACGGCCGACCCUUCUUCGAAGCUCUGCCUAAGCUCGCUCACGCUUGUGCCCGCUGGAACACAACCAGGGACUCCGUCCGCGAGGCAGCCAAUCGCUGCCGUUCUUCCGAAGACCAUAGACCAGGCGUCAGCCAAUUGCCCGGCAUCGUAACCGGUGAUCUCAACAAGGUCGUGAAUGGCUAUCGUUGCAUGACACCUGCAACCAAACCGCAGCAACUAUCGGAGAGUCCCCAGACGUUAAAAGUCGCUCAGCCAUCCAGCCAGAGACAACGUCUCAGGACAGUCUCUAAGUCUUCAAAGUCUCAUCCAGCCAUGCCAGGAACAUACCCUCAACCCAUCGUGCCCAAUGCGGCUGUCAAGAGUAGGCACCAACAUCUACCCGACACAAACAUCGCCAACGUUAGUGAGUCUCUGGACCUGUCUCAGCCAACAGUCGUCCCACCGUCCAAUCCCACUGCUAACAAUAUUUGCUUUCAGGUCGAACAGGGAGACAACAUGAACGACUCUUGCUACCUGAGCGGCGCUACCAAAGUUACUGAACUCACUGAAGGCUAG
Messenger RNA from Colletotrichum destructivum, 978 nucleotides. RefSeq lists its product as uncharacterized. Lineage: Eukaryota; Fungi; Ascomycota; Sordariomycetes; Glomerellales; Glomerellaceae. The transcript has 3 exons. The record is from RefSeq and is a predicted model, not a curated record. Bases 1 to 978 code for a protein of 325 amino acids.